GUCUGCUGCACAGUUUCCCACAUAGACCUGUGCUAAAGAUGCUGUCACGAAAUCUUGUAAUUGCUUCAGUGGCUGUAGUGUUUCUGGCGUCCACCGUAUCAACGGCUCCUGUUGAAGAUAAGGAGCCUGAGGAAAAUGACUUUGAGGCUGAAGAGGGUGAAGAAGAACUGUCCGAGGAGGAAGAGGAUGAUGAUGACUCCAAAGGUCAGCAUAUGAAGGGAGCCGGAUCGCAUCAGGCCACUGCAGCACCCAAAGGCUUGGGUAUGACUCCUGGCAGCGCCAUCGCGGGCCAAUCCCCAAACGGUCAGAAACUUAAUGGCGGCACUCAAACUGGCCAAGUCUCAUCAGGCAGCACAUCAACAGCUUCAAAUGGAGCAAACGGAAGUAAUGGAAGAGACGGGUUAUCUCGCCCAUCUGGCUCUAGUUCUCAUGAUGCAAGUUAUGGUGGACAAGAUGGGUCCAAAUCAGACAUAGUUCCUCCAGGUGUAGGAGCUGGAGGAGCAGGUGCUAAUGGAGGUUCAGGAUCAAAAGUCCCUGGCACAGAUGGGGGCGUCCAUUCGGUUUCCAUUUCUGCUGUGUCAUCAGGUCAAGGGUCAUCAGGCCACAUAGCAGCAGGUCAUGGGUCCACAAUGAUAUCCAGCCAAACAUUUGGCCAGGCUUCAGCAGGACAGAUGUCAGACGGUGUGGGUGUAGUUUCCUCUGAGGUCCAAUCACAGCCUGCAGGGUCAGAGGGAUUCGCUCCACAAACAGAUGGCUCACAGAAUGAAAAUGGGGAAACAGCUCAUGACGGAUCUCAAAUAGAAUCUCCUGAAACCCCUGAGAUAGAAUCUAACGGCAAUGGACACAAACAGCUUCUGAAUGGAGGAGAAACAGGAUUUACAGGCAUGGAUCAUUUCAUGGCAGGCACAUCUCAGAUACAAGGAACAGACCGUACUAGGAACUCAAACAUUUAACUGCACAUUUUUAUUGCAGGCAUAACAGAUCAGUCAAGCCAUGACUUCCUCGUUGGCUUGAUGGGUGGAAUAGGAGAGACCUUUGGUCCAGACACCCAAACAGACGGGCUAGAUCACAUGGGACUCGCAUUUCAGGUGGAUUCGGCAGCCGCUGGCCUGAGUCCAGGGCACCCGUCCAGUGGCGGUCCGGUUCUAGAAGCUCCUCCAGACUCUCCAGGACUGGAUUACCUGUCUGUUAAAAAUGGGAAUGGUGUUUAUACUCAUUCAAUCAACAUGGCUGAUAAUGGAGCCCAAACCAAAUCACCAGUUGAUACAACAGAUUCUUCAGUAAUCUUUGGCACGAUGUCACAUCCGGGCCAUUCCUUCUUAGAUUAUUCAGAUGGUGGGGCAGAUAAUAAUGGUGCAGAUUUACCUGAAACAAAUGGAAAUGGAAACGGUCGGCACAAACCUGUGGUAGGCAUGCAGAAAGGUGACCCUCCAGGCAUUCAUCUCAACAUCAUGUCUUUCCAAACAGGCGGAACAGGCCAUCAGGACGCUGCAGUGGAGAUACAUCACACAGCUGUUGGUGCUCUAGAUCAAAGUGACCACACUCUCAGUCCUUACGCUGACACGACCGGAUUUGACGGUGUCACCGGUGCAAGCAUGCAGACAGAUAUGGCAGGUGCGGCGGGUGAUCCAGUGACUGAAGGACAGACUCAAACAGACAUGACAGGGCAGGGAAACUUAGCUGUGACUGACGGCGUGCCGAGUUACACAGAUUCUGUGCGUGCGACUGGGACUGGAUUUACAGAUGCCUCAGAGACACAUGGUAGCAUGGUUCAGACAGACUUAUCAGUCACAGGGGAUCCAUUCACAGGGGUUUCCUCACAGACAGAUGCCAUGGGCACAGCUACCGCUGAACCUCAAGGGACUCUCAGGAGUCCAAGCCAACCUGGUGCUACGGAACAGACACAGCCAGCUGUAUCAGCAGGUGAACAGUACCACACAUCUGGUCAGGGUCCUGAAGGUGCAGAAAAUGUGGAACUGGAAGAUACCUGCUGAUUUCCACAUGAAGCCGCGAGUGAGGUUUCUGCGCUACAGAUUCCAGUGCACAGACCUGAACGCCUGGCAGAGGAACCCUGAACCCGCCCGCUAGACUCAGCUCUCCUUUAUCUGUGUGUGUGUGUGUGUCCGUUUGUUUUAUUUUCGAAUAUUUAAACAUUCAGAGGAUACUGUAACUUAACGUUUUAUUGCGCCUGUUUAUAAAACUGCCCUGUAGCCUAAGUAUUUUAUUCAUUAGUACAACGAAAGAAAAAUAAAUAAAUCACGAUUUUAAACGUUA
This is a messenger RNA of Carassius gibelio (silver crucian carp), 2274 nucleotides long. RefSeq lists its product as uncharacterized. Lineage: Eukaryota; Metazoa; Chordata; Actinopteri; Cypriniformes; Cyprinidae. The record is from RefSeq and is a predicted model, not a curated record. The transcript is spliced from 40 exons.